AUGAGCACUCAGCCGGUUACCCCGACGUCAGCUUCGAUGCCACAUAUUGCCAUCCUAGCCUCCGUUUCUACGCUCGGUCCUCAGCUUUCUCGUCUGCCAGACGAACUGCUCCUGCAGAUCUUCAAAAUUGUUGCCACAACUAUGUUUCCUGAGACUUCAAGGUUCAAUACCGUCAUUAGUCCGCAUAUCUUCAACAUCCUCAACCGCCACUAUGCCGUCAACAGGAUCCGCAACGUCUCCGUCGACUUCGCUUCAUUCUUCAUGGAAGCCUUCUACGGGAACUUCAACUUCAGCUUCAAGCACAAUGCUCCCUACAACCUGGCAUCUGACUACCUUACCUCCUUUCCGGCUCCGCUUCCGCACCCUUAUCUUCGUCACCACCUGCGCUCAAUGCGCAUCGAGAUCGUUCUUGAGAACUACUACUUCACUUCUCAAACUGACUUCACCGUUCCGCGAACAAGCUGGAUUGGCCGCCAAAGCCGAAAGGUCACGACUGUCGACCAGAUGAUGGCAUUCUGCCCCUCCGCACAACUUCUUCUUCGUCUCACAAACCCAAAUUAUGGGUUUUGCAAUCUCCGCUUCCUCGAUCUCCAUAUUCGCACCGAUUUCCGCCUCUUCCCGGUCGACGACGCCUUCCUGCGCGUUUUGGAGGAGAUAAACUUCGUGGUCACGGCCGGCAAGGUUUUGCUGGCCGUGACCGACGACGCUGAUUUUGUGAGGAAGGAGCACCAGGAGGUGAAGAAAAGGAUUGUUGUGGUGGAGUAG
Molecule: messenger RNA, 765 nt
Organism: Macroventuria anomochaeta
Lineage: Eukaryota; Fungi; Ascomycota; Dothideomycetes; Pleosporales; Didymellaceae
Exons: 1
Coding region: 1-765 (254 amino acids)
Source: RefSeq, a predicted model, not a curated record